CCAGUUCAAUAAAUUAUUCAAACACACAUUCACGCGCCAUUGUAUGGGACCAGAUUUGUGCCUGCGCUUUGUUUAUGCAACUCCCAUUUGUCUCACCAGCGCUCAGAGUGUUUACGCGAGCUGCACAGAUUUUUAAUCCCCCGUCGCGAGAGCGUAAACUGGAGCAUAAGAGACUCUCUUGCCUGACGGAGGGAUCUCCUUUUGAAGAAAACGAACUUCGUGCACGUAAUUCUUUUCAGCUCAAGCAUGAAAACACCGGAGUGGGGCCUGAUGGCAGGCUCCCUGAAAUCGAUCAGCUGGCUCCUGCUAGUCCUGAUGGCAUUGCAGGUGCCGAAACCGGUGGGAGGCCACGGCAGGAUGAUGGACCCACCCGCCAGGAACAGCAUGUGGCGCUUUGGAUUCCCCAACCCUGUCAACUACAACGACAAUGAGCUCUUCUGUGGGGGUUAUGCAGUGCAGUGGAUGCAAAACCGCGGACAGUGUGGAAUCUGCGGCGACCCGUUCCACUUCCAGAGUCCAAGACCCCAUGAAGCAGGUGGCCAAUUCGCCAAGGGUAUCAUCGGGCGGCACUACAGCGUCGGACAGGAUAUUGAGGUUGAAAUCGAUCUGACUGCGAACCACUGGGGCCGAUUCGAGCUCAAGUUGUGCCCAGUUAACAACCUCAGACUGGAGGCCACACAGGAGUGCUUCGACAGGUAUCCUUUGUACAUUGCGGGGACGAGGCAGUCUGACUUCGUGAUUCCGUUCGACACGCAGAAGAAGGAGGUGUUCCGCUACAGGGUGCGUCUGCCGCCGUAUGUGACGUGUUCGCAGUGCGUCAUCCAGUGGACCUACUACACGGGCAACAUGUGGGGCACCUGUCCCAACGGCACCGAGGCCGUGGGCUGUGGCCUGCCUGAGACCUUCCGCAACUGCGCCGACGUCACCAUCACAACCAGCACCUCCGGACUUCCACCAGCCUUCGUCGAGCAGGACAACCCCUUCCUGUUGUACUACAGGGACUACUCCAAGAAGACCACCAGGACGCAUGAAGAGUACGCUCUGGAGCCUCUUAUCAUCAGGUCUCAAAGAUGCAGAGCUACUAGAAGAUGGUCUAGAAAUAUUGGAAUGGACGAGUGGUGCCAGGUCAAUUGUCUGCGAUACCCCCCUAACUGCCCUCCUGAAAUUUGCGAAUGCCCCACGGAUUGCGAAGCCAUUGGUGAAAUUGCUGGACGCGAAGGCGCUGAUGUGUACUGCCUGGACAAGUGUCUGGUCAACACGCCUAAUUGCCCAACUAAACGUUGUCGGUGCUUCUAAGCACCCUUCGAUAAUAUUUUGAAACAUUUCACGGGGCCGCACCGGGUGAUCCCAAACACUACGGAUUAAAAUACGAUAAAAAUGAAAUUAAAAUGUGUCAAACAUAUCCAUGAUGUCACUGCAUACAUUGUUACCGAAUUAUUUGCUCAUCAAAGGAUCACGGCCCCAGCCAUAAAAUUAACUUGAAAUAUAAUGUGACAAAAAUCUCCAACGCGUCUCAUAUGGGAAACUCGCCUCCUGUGCCUCGGGUUUAUUUGUCGAGGCUUCAGGACGUGAAUCACGCUUUUGAGGCAAUUAGCUUUAUGAGACGCGCUGGAGGGAAGUGAAGUGUAGCAUUUAGUAACUUAUUUUCUCGUGGUGCAAAUGGAAAAAAAUUUGUUUUAAAUCUCAGCUUCAAUAUUUAAAUUGGGAGGCACUCAAGAUUCGGCGCAGAUAUGAUUUGUACAAGCUUUCAUCCUUUUCCUUCCUUAAGUUAAGUGACUCUUACUGAUAAUCAUCCAACUGAUUUUUGGUGACCGCAUGGCACAUAUACAACUGAUAUUGUUUUUUAAAUGUUUUUCCUGCUUUUGUAGGCACAAAACAUUAUAAUGACCCGAUCCAACUGCAUUUUAUAUCUUCAAUGUGUUAAGAAAUAAAAAUAUUCUUGAGAGUA
Messenger RNA from Cloeon dipterum, 1948 nucleotides. RefSeq lists its product as uncharacterized. The transcript is spliced from 8 exons. The coding region runs from base 247 to 1296 and encodes 349 amino acids. Lineage: Eukaryota; Metazoa; Arthropoda; Insecta; Ephemeroptera; Baetidae. The record is from RefSeq and is a predicted model, not a curated record.